GGCCCGUUUCUGGGUCUGGGGCCGCCGAGGCGGUGCCGGGGGCCAGUACAUCUUCAUGCUUUCUGUCGCACCAGUCCUGCCGUCUCCGCUCUGUCCGGCGUCUGUACCCCAGGUCCCUGUCCGUCCCCAGCCUCAGAGUCGGUUGUCCUGGGUAGCUUGAGGACACGGGGGGCUGGGCAAUGCCCAGGGCCGCUGCCUCUUUCCCUCCGCCCCUUCUCUCCGCCCCCCUUUGCCUGCCAGGCUGAGCCGCUUGGCGGCCAGAAGCGGGGGGCCUCCGGGAGACUACGUGCGGGCCCCUGCUCCGCUCGCGCCUCCGCCUUCUGCUCCAGUUACUUUCCCAGCGGAGCGGAAAUGGUGGGGGUACGCUGCCAGGGCCCUCCGUGGGAAGGAGGGCGGUACGGCAUUGUCGCCUGAGUCUGCCAGUGCACCCUCCUGCUGCCGGGCCGGCCGGUCUCUGGUUGCAGCCCCUGCCACCGCCCCUCAGGUUGGGCAUCGGACCUUGCAGCCAGCCGAGAGGGGAGCCUACACUGACGUAGCAGGAUAAUGGGGACCAGAGGCAGCUCUGAGUAGCCUCUUAAUUACGCCAGCCCUGACUGGGACUUUCUGUGUGCCACUGUGGGGCCCGAACUGGGCGACUUUCCCGUGUUUACAAUUAUGCAACUAUCCUUCAAGAAGCACCAGUCACACCCCGUUGAGCGCUAAACAUUGGGACUUACAGGGACAUUGGGUUCCCUCGGAGCGGCCCCAGGCUUAAUGAUUGUCCAGAAGGUGGCUAUAAAGGAAGCCUGGGAGCCUGGGUGGAGGAGGGAGCAGAAAAGACCUUACUCAGCUGCUCUCAUCACUCAGAGAGCCGGCAAGUGGGGGCUGUGGUCAGAGGCUUGGCGUCCUGGCCAGUAGGGCCUGCUCUCUUCCACCAUGGCGGCCCAGAGCUAUGGCUACUAUCGCACUGUGAUCUUCUCGGCCAUGUUCGGGGGCUACAGCCUGUACUACUUCAACCGCAAGACCUUCUCCUUUGUCAUGCCCUCACUGGUGGAGGACAUCCCUCUGGACAAGGAUGACCUGGGGCUCAUCACCAGCAGCCAGUCUGCAGCGUAUGCCAUCAGCAAGUUUGUGAGUGGGGUGCUGUCUGACCAGGUGAGCGCUCGCUGGCUCUUCUCCUCUGGGCUGCUCCUGGUUGGCCUGGUCAACAUCAUCUUCUCUUGGAGCUCCACAGUGCCUGUUUUCACUGCGCUCUGGUUCCUCAAUGGCCUGGCACAGGGGCUGGGCUGGCCCCCAUGUGGGAAGAUCCUGCGGAAGUGGUUUGAGCCAUCUCAGUUUGGCACCUGGUGGGCCAUCCUGUCAACCAGCAUGAACCUGGCUGGAGGGCUGGGCCCAAUCCUGGCAACCAUCCUUGCCCAGAGCUAUAGUUGGCGCAGCACACUGGCCCUGUCUGGGGCGCUGUGUGUGGUUGUCUCCUUCCUCUGUCUCCUGCUCAUCCACAACGAACCUGCUGAUGUGGGACUCUGCAACCUGGACCCCACCCCCUCCAAGGAGGGCAAGAAGGGCUCCAUGAAGGAGGACAGCACCCUACAGGAGCUGCUGCUGUCCCCCUACCUGUGGGUGCUCUCCACUGGCUACCUCGUGGUGUUUGGGGUGAAGACCUGCUGUACUGACUGGGGCCAGUUUUUCCUUAUCCAGGAGAAAGGACAGUCAGCCCUUGUGGGUAGUUCCUACAUGAGUGCCCUGGAGGUUGGGGGCCUUGUAGGCAGCAUUGCAGCUGGCUACCUGUCGGACCGGGCCAUGGCAAAAGCAGGGCUCUUCGUCUACGGGAACCCUCGCCAUGGGCUGCUGCUGUUGAUGAUGGCUAGCAUGACUGUGUCCAUGUACCUCUUCCGGGUGACUGUGACCAGUGACUCCCCCAAGCUCUGGAUCCUGGUGUUGGGAGCUGUGUUUGGUUUCUCCUCGUAUGGUCCCAUUGCCUUGUUUGGAGUGAUAGCCAACGAGUGCGCCCCACCCAACUUGUGCGGCACCUCCCAUGCCGUAGUGGGACUCAUGGCCAAUGUUGGUGGCUUUCUGGCUGGGUUGCCUUUUAGCACCAUUGCCAAGCACUACAGCUGGAGCACAGCCUUCUUGGUGGCUGAAGUGAUCUGUGCAGCCAGCACAGCUGUCUUCUUCCUCCUACGAAACAUCCGCACCAGGAUGGGCCGAGUGCCAAAGAAGGCUGAGUGAAGAGGAUACAGACUUGGGGGCAUCUUCUCCCACCUGGGGCCUUCCCAGGCGGGCAUAGGGUAGGGGCAGGGGGAGCUGCUCUGGCUAGCACUGAACCUCCGACUUCCCUUUUCUGCUCCUUCCCUUGCCCAGGUGACACUGGAAGUUAUCAGAGGUUAAUGAGGUCCCAGCUGCCUAUCCUAUGCUCUAUUUAAAAGAUAUCCUUUGUACCUGGACUCCAUUAGCUUCUAUUUUCUGCCUCCAAAUGGGACACCCCUGCAGUCAGGGAGUCUCUUACACCCUUCCCCCUCUCCUGGGUCCUGCUUUGUCCCCAUCUCACCCCACCCCCAUCAGGCGUGUGGCUACUCCUGUAGCUGCAGUGCACUAAGGGUACAUGACUUCUGUCCCAAGGCCUCUCAGCAGUAGUCAACUGCUAUUGCCAAUACCUCAGACUCCAGGGGAAAAGGAGGCCAGCACUCCCACUAUUGCCCUGGUACAGUGAGGGGAGUAUGGGUGGGAGGGUAAGAAGACUUGUUCUAGAAUAUUAAAACUAGAUUUGGUACUAAA
This is a messenger RNA of Loxodonta africana (African savanna elephant), 2754 nucleotides long. It is a transcript of the gene SLC37A4, whose product is annotated as solute carrier family 37 member 4. Lineage: Eukaryota; Metazoa; Chordata; Mammalia; Proboscidea; Elephantidae. Gene Ontology annotation, biological process: glucose-6-phosphate transport; phosphate ion transmembrane transport. The record is from RefSeq and is a predicted model, not a curated record. Gene Ontology annotation, cellular component: endoplasmic reticulum membrane. The transcript has 9 exons. Gene Ontology annotation, molecular function: glucose 6-phosphate:phosphate antiporter activity. The coding region runs from base 916 to 2208 and encodes 430 amino acids.